AUGAUUAAGGUUGGCAUCGCAUCUGAUAGGUUUACGUAUACAUAUGUUUUGAAGGCUUGUGUUGUUUCUAAGUCACUGGUGUCUCUGCUUCACCGCGAGCUUAUCGACGAUGGUAACCCAGUUGGAUCACCGAUCAUGUUGCUAAGAAACAUAGAUCACACAAUGGGUGUUUGCAAUGGUACUAGGUUGGUUGUGAGCAGACUAGCUGAACAUGUGGUUGAAGCAAAGAUUAUGACAGGUACUCAUGUAGGUAAAAAGGUGUUGAUAGGAAGAACGUCAAUGACGCCUUCAAACCCGAGAUUUCCGUUCAAAUUCCAGCGUAAACAAUUCCCAAUUAUGCUGUCAUACGCAAUGACAAUCAACAAAAGUCAAGAGCAAACUUUGACCCAUGUAGGCCUGCUGUUGAAGAAACCAGUAUUUGUGCAUGAUCAAUUGUAUGUUGCGGCAUCUAGAGUAACAAAUCCAAAGAGCUUAAAGAUUGUAAUUUGUGAUGAAAAUGGUCAGGAUAGUAAUUCCACAAUUAAUGUGGUUUACAAAGAGAUCAUCAAUAAUCUAUAA
Molecule: messenger RNA, 558 nt
Organism: Ipomoea nil (Japanese morning glory)
Lineage: Eukaryota; Viridiplantae; Streptophyta; Magnoliopsida; Solanales; Convolvulaceae
Exons: 2
Coding region: 1-558 (185 amino acids)
Source: RefSeq, a predicted model, not a curated record